AGUAGCAAAGACUACACAUAAAUGUGUCACUGUAAGCAAAAAGUUGGUGAGGAAAUAUAACAUUUGAAGUCUACAGGUAAGCUUUGUUGAAGAUCUAGAGUACAAGUAGUGUAACAUUGUCCUUUUUUGUUUUUGAGGCAUUUCAUAAAACUACUGACAAGAGCACGUUGAACAAGCUAUUAAAAAAGGCAGAGGAGCGGUUUGGCCUAUUACAGAAUUAUGGUUCGACUAACAGUGUAUCUAAUUGCUAAAAUCAUCAGUCACAAGACUCGCAAUGAAGAGGACUUUGAACAGUACCUGCGAAAAAUAACUCACCUGAAUUUAUCAGAUAAGAAUAUAGAUGCAAUUGGUGACCUCUCUUUGUGUAAAAAUCUUAGAGUUCUGUAUUUAUAUGAUAACCAAAUUAGUCAAAUCGAGAACUUGGACUUUGCUUCAAAUAUAACGCACCUCUAUCUUCAGAACAAUUGUAUUUCACGUAUAGAAAAUCUCUCCUCCCUGAAAAACCUUGAAAAACUGUAUUUAGGAGGCAACUGCAUCACUGUAGUAGAGGGCUUGGAUAAAUCAGAAGAAAUAAGAGAGCUGCAUAUUGAAAGUCAACACCUCCCUCGUGGUGAGAAGCUUCUGUUUGAUCCAAGAACUCUGAGGUCCCUGGCAAAAUCUUUAUCUGUGUUGAAUAUCAGCAAUAACAACAUUGAUGAAUUAGAAGAACUGGCAGUUUUGGAAAAUCUUACUUAUCUUAGAGCAGUUGACAAUCAACUACAAGACGUGGAGGAUUUGGAGGUUGUAUUAAACAAAUGGACAAAGCUACGCAGAAUGGACAUUACAGGAAACCCCAUCUGCCGAAAGCCAAAGUACAGGGACAGGAUUGUUGUACAGUCACAAAGUCUAGAAUCCCUUGAUGGGAAAGAAAUUAAAGAAAUGGAAAGACAGUUCCUAGUGAACUGGAAAGCCUCCAAAGCUGCCAGGAAAAAAAGCAAAGAUAGAGUGACAGAUGAACAUAUACUCUAUCAACAUUUUUCUGACUUUGAAAAACUUUAUCCCAUUCUUCCCGUUCACCACAAUCCAUCUGUGAAAGAAAAAACAGAUUUUUUAGUUGUGUCUGAGAUGCACAAAGUUAAAAGAAAACCUCUGCCAAGAAUCCUGGGAAAAAACAAGUCGGAUGAAAAGUCAGGCUGAGGAGGCAUCUGAAGUAACAGCAGAAGCUGAAUUCUAAAAGCCAGAAGUUACAGGAUUUGAAGAUUUGGCCAUUAUUGGAUGCUUUUUUCUUUUUUUUUCCUUCUCAAAGGUUACAAAGAAAGGCAUUGGCAUCUCUCUGGAUGUGUUGUUUGCAUCUUUGUAAUCUCAAAACCAGUCAUUGACUUUAAUGCUGCCUUUUAAGAGCAUUCUGAAAAAUACGGGGACUGCCUAUCUAUUUAGAAGAAAUGCAAAAGCAGGCAAAAACAUCAGCCCAUGGUGGGCUAAACUGGGUGCCUGCUUCUUAAACUUCAGCAAGAAAGGUAUUGUUUUAACCAGCUUCUCACCUAGUUUGUGACCUUAAUACCUAAGCAGUUGCUUCUUUCCAUAUAUGAUACUCGUCAUGAUUAUCCAGAGGCAUGCAUAUAGUCUCUUACUUCAGGAAGAAAGGAGCUAUUAGCAUAUGAUAUUGAGAUCUCUUGUCCUGCAAAAUAAUUUCCAUUAUUUGGACCUUUCCAAGUUCUGCUAAAUAGCAUGGAACAGUUAGGAAAGAAGGCACAAGAAGAUUAAUGAUAUCUGUGCUGAUUAAUUUUUGGAUUGCGAGCAUUACACAUUAAUUUUACUUCAAAUUCUGCUUUGGGACUUGAAUUUGGCUGCUCUGCACUAGUUGCAGUAAUUAAAUGAACACUCAAGACUUCUGAUAUAGGAAAAUUCUAAAAGGAAAGCCCAGAUUGUAAAUUGCCCCUGGAAUAAAACCUUUGCUGAUGGAAUUUCUCUGUAUGAAUGUCAAUUCAGCAUCUUAUGCUUGAGAACCCCUCUGAGAUAAGAAAGGAAUUUUUCCUGAAUAAGGAAAUCAGGAUCUCUCUCUUUGUAUUCAAUGUUUUGUCUGUUUUGUUAUUGUUUAUGUUUUAUUGCCCUUUGAUAAAGAUAGUUCAAACAAAUUUAACUCCUGCAUACAUUCUCCUCUUGAAUAACAAGACAUCAAUCUUCAUUAUAAAAGAAGCAGGUUUCCAAAACUAAGGUAGUAAAUGAGUGGUACUAAAAACUUGAGGAUGAAGCUGGUGAGCGAUUUGCCAUCAGAAUAAGAAAAUAGAAACCAACAAGUAAACUAAUGAUGUGUAGCUGCCAUUAAUUAGUCCAUUACCAAAAUCAGUAUUAACCGAGCACGACAUUCCUUGUUUUGGCUAUUGCCAUCAAUACAUUCAGGUUGAGGAGGGCAGAAGAGCCUUUCUGCAUAUCGAUGCCCCAUGUUGUCAUUUCUAGAGACAAACACUGUCUGAAAAACAUGCAAUUAACUUUCAGAAAAUGAGGUUACUUAGACGAGACUUAGUUGAACUUAGAAACUGAUCCUACUUUAGCUCAAAUUGCAACAGAAUUUUAAACUUUUUUUAUUGGAUAUGGGUUAUUAAUGAAAACGUUCCUUAAAACACUUGGUAAUUUAGAAUGGGAUUUCACUUAAGAUACUUGGAAGCUAAUCUAACUUGAUCAGAAAAUUUAGAAGGAAAGAUGACAUUCUUCCAGCAUAUUGGAGAGGCAUUGCUGUGUUCUGGUGUUCCAAUGUUAAGAAGCAGCUCUACCUUUAGUAAUGUAGAAAAUACAAUAACAAGCAUUUUGCUGUAAUAUAUUCAACAUAACUGCAGAGAGUGCUGUGGUCUUACAAUACACUGACAACAUGGCAUGUGAAACAGGAUAAAAGAAAUUAUUUGAUUGGAAGUUUUCAAAAUACCUGUUUGGGUUUGGAAUUCACUUCCACUGUGAACUGUGGAGUUUUCUCCAUGGAGCAGAAGUUCCGAAUUUCAACCUAUUUUGACUCUCUUGUGGCCGUAUCUCACCUUGGAUUUGCUCUUAAGUUACGGCUGGAAUCAGUGGGACCUGAUCAGAUACAGACUCUGUGUGGCUUUGCACCGUAGCUGUCUUACUGGGAUGAGCAACGUUUCUGCUGGUCCAUCACCACUCUUUACCUCACCAGCAGACAAACAAACUUGUGAAGUCCUUAUACAGACAUGGGAACGGGGGAAAAUGAACAAGUUGGAAACAGAUACUAAGAAUGCUCAGGCUGAAUUGUAGCUGUAAAACCAGAACAUCGUUUGAUGUGAAGGGAGCAAAGUGUACCUGGAAAAACAUCGCUCUGUCUCUGGUACAACUUUUUCUUACCUAAAUCAUACUGGAAAUCUGGCUCUUCUGUGACUCUGGUGUCUCUCAGAUUUGAAAUAUACUGUUCAAAGUAAGGCAGAAAAGCCAUUCUCAGACAUUUAUCUGGGAAAGAAGAAGAAGAAACAGCUGCAGCAGCUUGUUACAGCUUUAGACUUAAAUAGUGGGUUGAUGCAAGAAAAUAAUCACUGGAUCUCAUGGAGGAGUCUUCUAAUGGGAGAAAAUCUUGCUGGAGCAAAGCGCAACUGUCUCUACCUUUAUGUCUGCUUGGUUUGUGGGGUUUGGGUUUUGGUUUUUUUAAUAUAGGUAAAGCAUCUCUUCUUUGGCAACAGUUUUAGCAGCCAGGGUGGUCUCUCCAAGCCCCAUGCACAAAUCUCUCUAUGCAAUCUCUCCAACCACACACAGCAGUGAGCUGGAUUUGGAGUUGUCAAAAGAUGGUAAUGGAGUUCCAUCACUUCUCUUCCAACUCCUUCCAUUGUAUUUCCUGCACUGGCCAAACACAGUGUGUGUACAGUUAGAAAGUCAAGAGAGUGCUUAAUUUUAUGUCAUUUAUUACUUCAGAGCAGAGAAGAGCACAGCACUUAUGAUCUGCUAAUUUAGGGUGGCUGGGAAGUCUCUGGCAGUCAGGGUACCUACUGUUGAGUUUUACGUCUGUCAUUGACCCAAAGCCAUGUUGCCGAGAGGCCCAGAGCCUAGUUAAAAGUUCCUUUGGAGUUGACGUCUCUUGGGCAGGCGGACUUAUCCCUCUGUGGGAUAUGGGAGUGCUGAUCCCCAGACUUGUGUGCCUCAACUACUCAGUGCGUUUGGCAGUUACAGCAGGGGUCCAUACUGGGACCAGUGCUGUUUAAUAUCUUCAUCAAUGAUAUAGACAGCAAGAUUGAGUGCAUGCUCAACAAGUUUGCAGAUAACACCAAGCUGAGAGGUGCAGUUGCCACAGUGGAAAGACAGGAUGUCAUCGAGAGGGACGUGGACAGGCUGGAGAAAUGGGGCUGUGUGAAUCUCAUGAGGUUC
Messenger RNA from Cuculus canorus (common cuckoo), 4335 nucleotides. RefSeq names its product protein phosphatase 1 regulatory subunit 42 (gene PPP1R42). The coding region runs from base 220 to 1176 and encodes 318 amino acids. The transcript is spliced from 8 exons. Gene Ontology annotation, molecular function: protein binding. The record is from RefSeq and is a predicted model, not a curated record. NCBI's taxonomy places the organism in Eukaryota, Metazoa, Chordata, Aves, Cuculiformes, Cuculidae.